This is a messenger RNA of Sander lucioperca (pikeperch), 8003 nucleotides long. RefSeq names its product potassium voltage-gated channel subfamily A member 2. The record is from RefSeq and is a predicted model, not a curated record. Gene Ontology annotation, molecular function: delayed rectifier potassium channel activity; protein binding. Gene Ontology annotation, cellular component: voltage-gated potassium channel complex; dendrite; axon terminus. The transcript has 2 exons. The coding region runs from base 2254 to 3744 and encodes 496 amino acids. Gene Ontology annotation, biological process: protein homooligomerization; potassium ion transmembrane transport. NCBI's taxonomy places the organism in Eukaryota, Metazoa, Chordata, Actinopteri, Perciformes, Percidae.
UCAAAUAAGUGUUGCACCUAGUGUCCCACUCGGGAGUGGCUGCUGACUUAAGCGAAACACCUAGUGGUAAAAUUUGGUGGUCCGGUCCAGUGGCUUAAUAUCACUCCGGUUUGAAACAUCGGCCCAAGCCUAGUGAGAGGUAUCUAAGUGGGUGGCAGCAGAGACAGGCAGACAGACAGAAGGUGACGAGGCUGGGAGCCGUGGUGGUCUCAUGUCUGGCAGAAGUAACCUUGGCAAAGCAGAGUCUCACACAAAUCAUUCCGCUUGCCUCGCCCCACCCCCGUUUCUCCUUGUUCACCUCUUCCCUUUCACAGCCAAGGGAUUCCCGCUGACCUUUGGCUUCUCUGGAGUUCCUCUCUGGCCAUGGUGCAUUCAUUCCCAGCUCCAGUAUUUAUAGCAGGGAGGGGAUUUACUAUCGAUCAGUUUGUUUUUCUAUCUGAAUAUAGCAGAGCACAAUGAUGGAGGUUUUGCUCUAUUUCUGUCGCCCUCCUAUCUAUUAUUGAUGAAGCUUUGUAGCCAGGAAAGGUUACAACCAUAACUGCUGUAACAAGAGUUACAGAAAGCAAACUCAUGUAAUUGCCUCUGUAUAUUCUAAAAAAUUCAGCAAUAAAGCUUGGUAAAGACACCUGAAUGAGAAAGACGUCCCCACAGACAUGCAUUGUUUGUGGGACAAUGCUAUUGAAUAAUCACGCUGAAGUAUUUUACAAAAAAACAGCUACAGUCAAGUAAGUUACUGUACUUGUCUGUUAAAACAGUUAUUGUGUUGGUUACACAACCUUGUCUCAUCUUGCUAACUACAAUAAAUGCUUAUCUGCCGAUACUUGGCAUAGCAGUUUGAGAAAAAAAAAUGAAACCAUCUGACCAACAGCGGUGCUGCUGAACAAUGCUGGAGAUGUGUUGCCCUUUAAAUUGCCCACACUGCAGAUAAGGUAAGGAGUGGUAGGCUUCAGUGCGGAUGGAGAGCGCGUUUUUUUCGCCCUUGCCUUCUCCAUCACCAGCACGUCUAUUGGUAUGCACAGCAGUGCCCGAAUGCAGGUUUGACAAAGCUUUAUACACGAGCGGCCACUGCUGACUACAGAAAUCUUUCACACACACAUAUUUCACCUACAAAACUUCACCUCCUGCCGAGGUGAGACCAUGCAGAACCAAUAAAAUCCACUUUAUAUUCAUGUGUGUGUUUGUGCGCGGGGCUCUGGCUCAGUGUAGGAUAAUUGCCUAAUCUUAUAGCCCACUACAUAGGGCGAAUCUUUAAUGCAUGUCGUCUCAAGUCAGUGUCUGAAGACGCUGCUCUGCUCAUCAUGUAGGCUAUGAGGAGGAGACUCCCAGAACUGUCUGUGCACUAAACGUUGGGACGCACUUAACUCCGCAGGAGCGGAUCUGCAGCUCAGACACUGGCUGUUGUUUCAUGUGGCGGGCGCAUGCUUAGAUAAGAAAUAUUUAUUUCUUAUCUAUUUAUUUAUUUCUUAUCUAGUAUGUAUGCAAAUUGGCUUGAGUGACGGCAGAUUUAUUCACACACUGACAUGAAAAGAGGACUUAUUAUUGAUGCAUAUGUCCCAGAACGCGUCUAAUUAUUAAAUCUUGCUAAUAAGAUGUAUCUAUUUUUUUUUUUUAAGCCCUCUCCCUCCUCUUCGCCUUUUCCCUCCCUUUGCAGAUGUUGCCUCUCGAUCUGAGCACCUUAUCAGGAUCAUUUACCUUUGCGGCUGUCUGCAGCCACAGCUCGCCACACAGUCACGCUGGCGUGGAGGGGAACAGCGGAGGCAGAUCAUUCUGCUGAUCCCAGCACCUUUGCUUAUUAAGGGAAGCACCAGCACCUCCUUGAUCGUUUCCCUCCUCCCUUUUUUUGCCGAUUGCCAUCCCACGACAGCCUAACCGGAGGAAAGGAGCCGGGGAGGGGAAAGCGAGGACACACCCGCACAUACUACUGUAGGCUACCCGGUGUACACGGCGAGGAUGCUGCUGCAGACAACAUGAGGUGAAUACCAUCGACUGCCCCAAAUUGGAUUUUUUUUUACCCGCUCUGAAGACAGAAGACCUGAUUGUCGUGGCUGGUUAUUCACCUUCCUACCAGUGUUCAGCAAGAGCAUCAACUCACAUCACAUGAAAAAGAUGUCUGCAGUCAGAUCCUAGGUGACAUCCUGUGGCCGUCAGGUCUUUACGGCGUUGAGCCCCCACCCUCUCCUGGCCCCUGCCUGCAGUUCUCCAGGCUGCAGGACCCAGACUCACUGAAAAGUGCAGGCCUCCUCCCCCUGCAGAAUGACUGUUGCCACAGGCGACCCCUCUGACGAGGCGGCUACACACCCGGGGCAGGACUACGACCCGGAGGCCGACCAUGAGUGUUGUGAGAGGGUGGUCAUCAACAUCUCAGGGCUGCGCUUUGAGACUCAACUCAAAACCCUCUCCCAGUUCCCAGAGACUCUGCUGGGAGACCCAAAAAAGAGGAUGCGGUACUUUGACCCACUGAGGAACGAGUACUUUUUCGACAGGAACAGACCCAGCUUUGAUGCCAUAUUGUAUUAUUACCAGUCAGGGGGCAGGCUAAGAAGGCCGGUCAACGUCACCCUUGAUAUUUUCUCAGAGGAGAUUCGCUUCUAUGAGCUGGGUGACGAGGCCAUCGAGAUAUUCAGAGAAGAUGAGGGUUUCAUCAAGGAGGAGGAGCGGCCUCUUCCUGAUAAUGAGUUUCAGAGACAGGUGUGGCUGCUGUUUGAGUACCCAGAGAGCUCAGGUCCUGCUAGGAUUAUUGCCAUAAUCUCUGUCAUGGUCAUCCUGAUAUCUAUUGUCAGUUUCUGCUUGGAGACCCUCCCAAUUUUCCGCAAUGAUGAUGACGAUAUGCACAAGUCUCACUCAAAAGUCUAUUCACCUGAGACCAAUACCACAACCAUCAGCUAUACAUCCACCUACUUCACUGACCCCUUCUUCAUCCUGGAGACUCUCUGCAUUAUAUGGUUUUCCUUUGAGUUUCUAGUGCGCUUCUUUGCCUGCCCCAGCAAAGCAGGCUUUUUCGGUAACAUAAUGAACAUCAUUGAUAUUGUUGCUAUCAUCCCUUACUUCAUCACUCUUGGCACAGAGCUCGCAGAAAAGCCCGAUGAUGGUCAAGCGGGUCAGCAAGCCAUGUCUUUAGCCAUUCUCAGGGUCAUCCGCUUAGUACGAGUGUUUAGAAUUUUCAAGCUCUCACGUCACUCCAAGGGGCUUCAGAUUUUGGGUCAGACCCUAAAAGCCAGCAUGCGAGAGCUCGGUUUGCUUAUUUUCUUCCUCUUCAUAGGAGUCAUCCUUUUCUCAAGCGCUGUCUACUUUGCUGAAGCAGACGAGCCCGAGUCACAGUUCGAGAGCAUCCCAGAUGCGUUUUGGUGGGCGGUGGUGUCCAUGACAACAGUCGGCUAUGGUGAUAUGGUCCCAACUACGAUCGGUGGCAAGAUCGUGGGCUCCCUCUGUGCCAUCGCAGGUGUGCUGACCAUUGCCUUGCCCGUGCCUGUCAUUGUGUCCAACUUCAACUACUUCUAUCACCGCGAGACUGAGGGUGAAGAACAGGCGCAGUACCUACAGGUCAACGUGCCCAAAGCCGAUUCAGCUGAGGAGCUGAAGAAGAGCCGUAGCGGCUCCACCAUCAGUAAAUCGGACUAUAUGGAGAUCCAGGAGGCUGUGAACAACAGCCGUGAGGACUUUCAGGAGGAGAACCUUAAGACGGCCAAUUGUACGCUGGCAAACACAAACUAUGUAAACAUCACUAAAAUGCUCACAGAUGUGUAGUCAUCUGCUAUUUUCCUUCCGACACAGCCAGGAAAUGUGGAGCAACUGGACGGGACAUGUGUACAGCCUCCCACCUUACGUGUGCUGGAAAUAUCAAGGCAAUAGAAUUCAGGAUGUUGAUGACGAUAGACAAUGAAGAAAAAAAAUAUUACAGAGACCAUCCGCUUGCUCCUCCCUCAUCCUGUCUUCACUUCUCACAACUUGCCCUUAAAACUCCUGAAAACUGUCAAACAGAGUGAAAUUUCAAAAUUUGCAUUUCUGCAUGGAGUUGGCUUUUUGUGUGUCUGUGUGUGGCUGUCUAAAAUGUCCUGCUCACAACAGUAGCCAACAGUAGUGCACAAAAAAUUGAGAAACACAGCAAGUAGUAAAAAAAACAAAAAAGAAAAAAAAAAGAUUUAUUGCUUUCAAAAAGAAAAAAAGCAACACAAGCCCUGCUUUAGUCCCCCGUCCCUCGGUCCCUCAUUUCCCAAGGCACACUGCUCUGCCAUGCGCUUUCUGAAGAGAAUCCUACUCGCUCACAUGCUGCUUCCUGGAGCCAAUGUAACAAAACUGGCAUACGCUCACACCAUUUAGAAAUAAGAGGAUGUGUGAGCAUAAAGCAAGCUCACUCCAUCGCUGAAAUGGCCUGUGGGUGACUUGUGACUAAGUUGGUGGUUUAGUACACCACGUUAUUUCAAGGAUGAAUGACAGCCGUCGGCGCUUAGCUUAUGGUUCGACACCUUUUUUUCCCAGCAGACAUCAGUAUCUGAUGAAUGACUGAGAAUGGCCUUGACUUUUCACUGCUUCAGUCUUACAUGUACUGUAUGUAUUGCAAUGCAAGCUUUCCCCCUUCCAUUCACCCAAAACUGGUCUUACUGCAGAGCUUUGAAGACAACUUGAAUGUUUCUUCUCGUUUUGUUUUGUUGUUUGACACUGACAGACCCACACACACACACACACACACACACACACACACACACACACACACACACAAGCACGCAGUACCAAUUCCAAUAGAUAGGUAGGUUAACUGUGACUUAACUGAUAGCCGGUAGGUGCUGUUAGUAGUAAACAUAGACAGUAGAUUAAUGCAUGACAUUUUUAUCUGAAUGAGAAUUUCCACUUGUUUCUCAACUGCCACUUGCUUCAUCACAACACUGUAUAUUUGUCUGUACACUGCCUUCUGUACAAAUCCACACUUUAAAAAGGAUGCCUGCAGGUAGCUGUUAAAAGAACCUAAAGCUGUAUGUUAGAGGAUUUCUUAAGGAAUAAUCACAAGGCCAAAUCCUACACUUAUCAGGAUGCGGUGUCCUCAUCGAUAUUAACAUUCCAUGUAGAAGUCAUUGCGUUAAACUUUUGCCAGGUCGCUGUAAACAGCUGAGCUGUGAUUUCAGGCGUAAACUCACACUCUAGUUUUGGACAUAAAUCCCAGUCGCAGAUGUGAUAGACUUGCAGUGCUGUCUGUUUCACAGUUUGUCACACGAUCACGUCCUCAUGAUCAAAAUAGCAACUUUUAAGGACUCGUGUAGGCUAUAGAAUAAUGCUUCCCCCCCAAAGCCUUUUUAUCUGGAUUUAUGCUAGUGUUGCAUGACCUCAAAAACAUUCCUAGAAGCAUGCAUUUAAGGUCAAAGAAGAAGCCAGACAAAAAAAGUACAAUUAUUACAAUAGAUAUAUGUAUUUCUUAUAUAUAUUUAUAUAUAAAAUAUAUGUAUACAGGCAGGACACAUAUACAGUACACAUAUACCUUUAUUGGAGAAUUAAAAAACUUUAAAUAGCAAUGUUUAAGAGAAAGCAAGAGCCUUUCCACAAUGUGCAAAUCAUUGCCAUGUUUUUAUAAUAAUAAUAAUUACAAUAAUAAUUGUUCUGAGCACAGUUUCUAUUUUCUCCUGUUUUAAAGGCCUGUUAAGAGUGCCAAAGGACACACUCUUACUCGCCAUUUCAAAAGCAUAUUCUUUGCUAGAGUUUUCCAGCAACCCUGACACGUUUAAAUACAAGACGUUUGCUUCACUUAGUGUAAAAAUGCCUUCUGUGAACUAAGUGUUGAAAGGCAGGGCAACACAGUAUCAUCCCUAACCAGUCUUAUAUCAGAACGAUUUAUAUUGGCGUUAAAAUGGUCAGAAUUGAAAUGAAGUCUGGCUGUCCUCUAAGAAGUCUUUGAUGCCAGAAGCUCAAUCUGUCUUUAAAAGUUGGCAUCAGAUGUGAAUUAGGUUCUGAUUUCAGGAUUGUGUCUAGCUGAGAUUAAUCCGCAUUCGCUCAACACUGCCAAGGAACAUUCAAAGGCAGUAACGUCAAUAUGGGAAGUGUUAAUUAGCAGCAGUGUAGCAGAUAUUGGCUAACCUAGGGGUCCUCUGACUUCACUCCUGAGUCGCUUGCCUUUCUUCAUCUUUUCACAGAUGUCUUAGGUAAUUAGAAAGGUGAUGGAUGAUCUGUAGCAAGAAUUGUCUGAAAGAAUUCUGUCAUGCCAGGAUGUACAUCUUUAUUCUUAGGGUUUCAUUCUGCUCACUACAGUCUUUAACCUGCAGUAGCAAAAUGUUUUUUAAGCCAUCGCUGCCAAUAUAUGCUCAGGAUGCCUCGUCCGACUGCCUGACAUGAGGCUUCUGAUGUCUCUCUGUCCAGAUCGGUGUCUGCUUUCAUGUAUCUUAAAAGGAUUUUUAGAGAAUCUUAGUGAAUAAACUGGAGCAGUUAUAUAUGUUGCUUUCCCAAAAGUAGCAUUAAGGCGGAUUGAGAUGUUAAAAUGGUCUGUAACUCGAGGUAGGACCAGAUUAAAUUGUUGUUUAGCAAUAUUCCCAUAAUCCUUUGGUGGAGGGGUCUUUGUGGAGAACAUAGAUGUUUGUUUAAAAAAAAAGAAUGAACCUUAUUGGACCUCCACAAACCAACCUAGAUCUUAUUGAUCAUCAUUUGAGUAUUGAUGUGGGUGUGUUGAUGCACAGCUAUGUAGGAGGUGUGUGUGUGUGUGUGUGUGUGUGUGUGUGUGUGUGUGUGUGUGUGUGUGUGUGUGUGUGUGUGUGUGUGUGUGAGAAAGAGAACCACUGAAUGUCAUGGUUUUGGUUGUACAGUUGCAUUUAUGCAAGAACCAUUUGCAUAUAUCUGUAUAUGUGAAAAAAACAUAUUUGUCUAUGCAUGCAAAUGCAAUGUAUCUUAUUGUCUUCAUUCCAUUUUUUGCACAUAUAUUUAUGAUAAAUGUUACAGACACAUGCAACAUUUAUCUGUUAUGUUUGAAAUUGGGCACGUCACUGUACCUCAGCCAUGUUCACUGUAGCAACUCAUAGACUGGAGUUCACAAUGUUGUAGUUAAAUAUCGACAGCUAUUUCUGCUUAAAGCACAAAGACGAGUAGAAUCAUCCUCAUCUGUAUACCUGCAGAUUUAAUCUGUGAAAUGUUUUUAUUCAGUGGAAACAAAGUCAAUUCAAAUUAUGUAUUGCUUUAUAGGGAGCACCACCGCCUCUAAAAACAAAUGUCAUCUCUCAUGCUGAGGGACCCACCAGCAAAUCCCCUCCCUGAGAAGGGUGCCCAACAGUGAAUACACUGAGAAAUCUAUGCAGAGAAUGAUUAUUAGCUGGUAGUUGAGAAGGUUUAAGUACACAUUUUUUAUGUUUUAUUCCAGCACCAAUUACAUGUUGAUCCUGAGAGCUGACAGCACAUUUGAAACAAACCUUUCAAGCAGAAGAGACACACUUUGCAAUAUUCUGCUGCUGUACGUCAAACACUCACACGUUGGCUGAAUGUGAAUAUGAGCUUUCUGAACUUUUGUUUGUUUGAGCUGCGAUGUCAGCUCUUUGAGACAAGGCUCCUACAUAAAAAAAACUCAUACAUAGGGGAAAUACAUUAAGAUGAUCAAUAUGCAAUCUGUAUGCAUGUGUGUGUUUGAGGAUGAGAACGUUUUCUUUUCGUUUGACCCCCAAAGUCUGAUAGUGUGGCAUCCACUAAAACAAUAUGUACAGUUGUUCACUCCCCCUCCCCCCCCCCAUCCUCCCCCAUAUCAUAGAGGCCUGAAAACAUCCAUCAAUGUUGAUACAGUGGAUAAUGGAUUUUCUUUCUAUGAAAUGAAAUGUGAGAGAAUAAUGUACAUAAUAACCAAUGGAUGAUGGAGCAAAAACCAUGUACUAUAUACUGUAUGUGAAGUCUGGAUUUAAAACGUAGUAUUAUCUGCACUUUACAAGACCAAAAGGACAAUCUAUGGACAAGAAAACGUCAAAUUAAAAAUGCAUAUAAUCCUUCCUAAUGAUCAUAACCCUGACAAAGUAAUAUCAAUAAUGAAGCCAAUAAUAAUUCAACUGAAA